Histoplasma mississippiense is the source of this 1935-nucleotide messenger RNA. RefSeq lists its product with no specific name. NCBI's taxonomy places the organism in Eukaryota, Fungi, Ascomycota, Eurotiomycetes, Onygenales, Ajellomycetaceae. The transcript is spliced from 4 exons. The coding region runs from base 1 to 1935 and encodes 644 amino acids. The record is from RefSeq and is a predicted model, not a curated record.
AUGUCGGAUCACCCAGAACAAGUCAUCGCGCAGCUUGGUAGCCUCCUCAAUCAACUUGCUCACUUCUUCAAUGAGAAUGAGGAAUACUUAUCGCCUGACAUAUACAAAUUUUGUUACCAUUCUCUCCCGGCCUUAGAGAAGUUAACCUUGAGCAAAAUUGUUGCAAUUUUGCAUACCGGAGACCAGAAUAGAUCAACGGAUGACAGACAGGAUGUGUGUGGUUCGCACAACCAUGGUGACACAUCUAGCGGCUUGACAGGAGGCUCAUUGGGAAACCUGACAUAUUCUUCUGGCGAUAAAGAGCUCUCUAGCGAUGCGGGAGGCUCGUCUGGAGGCGUUGUGACGAACGUUUAUAAAGUCUUCAAGUUAUCGGUCGCCACCAUUCCCGGCACACUACAGGAAGUUUUGAAGGAAUGGACAAAGAACCAUGAGACCUUCUUUGAAGACCAACCGCAAAACGUCCCCAAGGCAUCAGGUUGGGGCGCGUUGUUUCGCAAGAUUCACCAGUGUGAAGUGAAUGCUGAUGUUCUCAGGAUUCGCCGACGAUUCGACCUGUACUAUUUCUUCCAGUCAAUCCAAAACUGUGGAUACCAUGAUGGCAACAGAUGGGUGUAUCGUGCACGAAAUACACUGGCCAAAAAAGUCAUAAAGCAGUCUCCAUCACUUCAGCUAAAAGUUAAUAAUAUUGAAAGCAAACUUGAUCUCUGGGCUGAGCUGGGUCGUGGAUAUGCUGAAUGGGUUAUGGAGUUUAACGGGCAUCCAGGUUGUCUACUUCUGUUGCCGCUCGAUGUCUCAGAAACCGAGUACACCGAAAGACGGUACCGUAAACAUAAAAAAUCAGCCGCACAACAUCUCAUCAAGAUCGGUUUUCAAAAUGUCAUGUGCGAGCGGGACCUCUAUGCACUUGGGGAUAGUAUUGUUCAGGGGCUAAAGGAUAGACAUCAAUCUCUGGUGGAAGAUGCUUUCGUUUCCCCGAGGGCCCCUAAGAGGCACGGGGAGUGUGACGAAUUCAGUGCAAAACGGCCAUGCCCCGGCUUGAGAGCGGAGGUUUCUGAAGAACAUCAAUCCGACACGACUAACGAGUGCCACACGUCAAUGCAACUUCUCGUGGCAGCGGUAACUUCGGUAGCUUCGGCUCACGACAGCGCAACACAGCAGAAUAUUACUGCGAGUCCACCAAAUGCAAUCCAUGAAAACCUAGUAGUUUCACAAACAUGGGAACCUUUAGAAGCUGACAAUACAAAUAACCUAGUGUACAAACUAGCACUGGGGGUUGAAGAUUUGUCGAAUAGAGGUGGGACUGGGACUGAAGGCCCGUUCAUAGCAGAGGGCACCCUCGACCAAACUGUUGACAAUAGUUUUGUUCCACGGAAUACCGAACCUUCCGCCCAGCUUAAUAUAUCACCUGUAGUAGAUUCUGGCGGCAGCGGAAACAUGGACAAUCAUCUCAAUUUUGAUAACCAGCGUGCCCCACGAGCACAGAAAUCAACAGCUCCGACGCACCCAGCCACGUCAUCACCCAUAGAAUACUCCAAUCCUGUCCCUCCUCACGUUCUUGGAUACAAUGCUCCGCCUGAGAGCGAGUAUACUACAGACCCAAAUUCAACUAGAAUGUCUCAUAAUCCGCUUGAGCUACACUACGCUGCUCCCGGGAACGAAGCGGCUUUUGUUUGGCGUAACCAGUGUGAAUCAACAAGUUCAAUAGGAAUUGACGCUGAUCCGACGAUGAGCUCGACAUUAUUUAGUCAGAUCAACCUCGAUCCAACAAUGAGCUCGACAUUAUUCAGUCGGAUCGACCCCGAUCCAACAAUGAGCUCGAUAUUAUUUGGUCAGAUCGACUCCGAUCCGACCAUGGGUUCAACAUUGUUCAACUCGAGCCAGGUUAGCUCAAACACUCAUACAUUAUUUGAACAGGGCUACUUGGAGUUAUGGUAA